Messenger RNA from Hipposideros armiger (great roundleaf bat), 2832 nucleotides. It is a transcript of the gene HACD4, whose product is annotated as 3-hydroxyacyl-CoA dehydratase 4. NCBI's taxonomy places the organism in Eukaryota, Metazoa, Chordata, Mammalia, Chiroptera, Hipposideridae. Gene Ontology annotation, molecular function: 3-hydroxyacyl-CoA dehydratase activity. The transcript has 7 exons. Bases 202 to 900 code for a protein of 232 amino acids. Gene Ontology annotation, cellular component: endoplasmic reticulum membrane. The record is from RefSeq and is a predicted model, not a curated record. Gene Ontology annotation, biological process: very long-chain fatty acid biosynthetic process; sphingolipid biosynthetic process; fatty acid elongation.
CCCUACCGCCGCUGGAGGAACUUGAGGAACUUGGUUUGCAGCUCGUGUCCAUUGCACGACCUUGGUUUUUUGUUGUUUUUUUUAAAUUGCUGAGUGUGGACAGGCCCCGCCCUUCCGCGCCGGGCCGCUGGGCUGCCCCUCCCCAGCUAUCCCGAGGUGCUCCUUCCCGAACGGCGCUGGAGGGCCUGGCGGCGGCGGCCCAUGGGGCCCAUGGCACUGCCCGCCUGGCUGCAGCCCAGGUAUAGGAAGAAUGCCUAUCUUUUCCUCUACUACUUAAUCCAGUUCUGUGGCCACUCAUGGAUAUUAACAAAUAUGACAGCCAGAUUCUUUUCAUUUGGAAAAGAUUCAAUGGUUGACACUUUUUAUGCUAUUGGACUUGUGAUGCGAUUUUGCCAAUCCAUCUCCGUGUUGGAGUUGCUGCACAUAUAUAUCGGCAUUGAAUCAAACCAUCUUCUUCCUAGGUUUCUGCAGCUCACAGAGCGAAUCAUCAUCCUCUUUGUGGUGAUCACCAGCCAAGAGGAAGUCCAAGAGAAAUAUGUGGUGUGUGUUUUAUUCAUCUUUUGGAAUCUAUUGGAUAUGGCUAGGUACACUUAUAGCAUGUUAUCAGUCAUAGGAAUAUCCUAUGCUGGCCUGACGUGGCUCAGUCAAACACUAUGGAUGCUGAUUUAUCCUUUGUGUGUUCUCGCCGAAGCAUUUGCCAUCUAUCAGUCGCUGCCUUAUUUUGAAUCACAUGGCACUUACUCCACCAAGCUGCCCUUUGACUUAUCCAUCUAUUUCCCAUAUGUGCUGAAAAUAUAUCUCAUGAUGCUCUUUAUAGGUAUGUAUUUUACCUACAGUCAUCUUUAUUCAGAAAGAAGAGAUGUCCUCAGAGUCUUUCCCAUUAAAAAGAAGAAAAUGUGAAGCACAGCAUUCUGAUGUGACAUAAGAAAAAACAGGCUGUGGAUUCCGCUGCAGUAAGCACAAUACAGGAAGCAUUCUGGUGGAAAAAAAUACCUAGUAUUUGACAAAAAUCCAUGACAUGAAAUAAUUACACUCCUUCCCAAACGCUAGACAUAUCACAGCAGUCUAUGAGUCUCACACAGUUUAUUUUCAAAACAUAUACUCUGAACAACCUGUUUCCCCAAAGCUGUGGAUUUUAUACAAGUUCAAUUUAUAUUAGGGGAAGCCUGGUUAUUUCCUUAUAAAGGUAAUAAGAAAUCAGAGAUGAACUGGAGUAGAUUCAAUUAAAUUGAGAAACCAAAGUUGUUAACCUAAUUACAUCUAUUUGUAUCUAUUUCUUUUCACUUCUGAGCUCCCAAAUAACAUCAGAUCCACAGGAGGGGAGCCUGUGAAAUACGCUUUGCAGUUGUCUAGAAUAACAUUUUACGGACAGAUGUCACUGUUCCCAGAGCUAACACCCACCUUAAACAUCAGACUCACUUAGAAAAUUAGACAAACAUUAUCCCAAACCCUGAAAGAGUAUUCAUUAAUAUUAUACAUGUUAUUUGGGUUUUGAUGCUUUAAAAGAAGACCCAAUGAGAACAGAAUACCUUCAGUAAAUACACAAAUAAUGCUCCAUAUUCCUUUUUUAAAAAUCAGGCCAUAUAUACUUUACAGGGAGAUAAAAGUUACAAAAGAAUAGUGAAUCAUUUAAAGGAGGUAAGAAAAUUAAGAACUAGUCAUAUUUCAGAUCAUUUAUUACUGAAUUACUAUUGCUAAUUACUAUACCAUGUCACAUAUAAGUCACCACUUAUAGUUUUGAAAACUCCUACACAUGUGAAUAAUUGACUAAUAGAAUCACUUCUGAACCAUCGGUAUAUCAUUCACUUUUCUUGAAAGAAAUAUAGAAUCUUAUUAUCCAGUAAACUAUAUAAAAGGUACUAAGUUAUUUUGUUACAUAAAAACCAGGUAGGAAAAUGUAAUUAUAUAAAAGUGGUAAUCUCAUACCAGUAAAUGAAACAUUUGAAAAGAAACAAUUGAGCAUUAAUAAAGAUAAUUGAUAACUUUAUAAAUUUAAAUGUCAUAUUUGGAAUUUAAAAAUAAGUAUUAAGAUUGUCCUUUUAAAAAGCUACAUUUCAUUUUGCUUUAAAGUUGCUUAUUUUACUUCUUAAUGAAAAAAAUUACUGAAAGCUUUAGUGUGCAAAGAGAACAGAAUCCCUUCAUAAAUUUGAGGUGACUUUGUCUAGCUUUCUCCCAAUAAAGAUGGCUACAUACAUUGCUGAAAUAUACAUCUAGACUUACUAAAAUGAAAAGAACUAGAGAAACUACACUUUACUGGGUCAUUAUAAGAAAUUAAAAUUGCAUUGCUAAAUAAUACUUUAAUGUUUUAAAGCAAAUUACCUGAAGAACCCUCCUACUUCUUAGAAGACCAAAAAUAAACACAAGUAAAUUUAUAACUAUGGUAAUUUUGAACUAGAGAUGAGUACUGACAAUAAUUUGAGAUAUCUGCAACAAUUAUAACAUAAAAUGAUCUGUGGUUUCCUAUGGUGACAGUCACAAUUGUCAGUAUUACUGUGCUUAGUUGCCUAUAUUCAUAAUUGAAAGAAAUACUAAAUUUCACUAAAGAUUAGUGAAAAUAAGGAUGUAAUUUCUUUUCCCAUUGCAGUUCAUAUUCCCAGAUUAAGAAACCCAAAGAGUAAGCAUCUAGUUCAUUGGAUGUUUCCCAUAUUGCAAAGUUGAUUUCUUUGGCUAUCUGUUUUAACUUGUAGGUCCAUCAAAUCUCCAUUUUAUUUUGUUCAGUGUGGUCAAAGCUUAGUUUCUCAAAUCUAAUUAAUAUGGAUGAAAUAGGAAAUAUUAGAUAUUUUAAAAGUGUAAGACAUAGCUUUUUAUUUUUAAUUUUUUUAGUUGAGCCAU